AUGAAUUGGAGUGUUGAGGAAUCUGAGGCUGUUGCAAGUCGGAUAGAGCAUGAAUAUUUUGUACACUUGUUGGUUGACAAUUUGCCUGUAGCAACUAGGGUCAUUAAUAGUGACACCUCUGAAAGAAAUAUAGAACAGGGGUAUAGACUUGGUUUCAUGUCAAAAGGAAAAGCAUUUAUCAAUAACCAUUUAAAACUACUACUCAAGUAUCACAAGCAUAGUCAAGAUUCAUAUAGAGUUGUUGGAUUUGAAGUGGAAACCUACUCUAUAGACAAAGAUGAACUAACAUUUAUUGAUGACAGUUCCUGCCAAUUACCUUCACAUGCAAAAUCUCAGUUGGUCAAUGAAGAUACAGGAACAAAAUUAUAUUUUACCUAUUCUGUCGAAUGGGGAGAGUCUGAAAUUGGUUGGGCUUCAAGAUGGGACAUUUAUUUGGGGAUGAAAGAUGUUCAAAUACAUUGGUUUUCCAUAGUAAAUUCUAUUGUUGUCUUAUUCUUUUUAUCAGGUAUAUUAACAAUGAUUAUGGUGCGAACAUUGAGAAGAGACAUAGCACGAUAUAAUUCUGAUGAAAGUAUAGAUGAUAUGAUAGAAGAAACUGGUUGGAAAUUAGUUCAUGGUGAUGUUUUCAGACCACCUCCAAAGCGAAUGCUUUUUGCAGCUGUGAUAGGAAGUGGAAUACAAGUAUUUUUGAUAAAAGUCCCAGAACAAGUUUGGUAUAUGAAUAUAUUCAUCUGUAUUUUAAUGGCGGGUAUACUUCCAUUUGGCGCCGUUUUUAUAGAGCUAUUUUUUAUUUUCAAUGCUCUAUGGGAAAAUCAAUUUUAUUAUCUCUUUGGAUUUCUAUUUCUAGUGUUUUGCAUUUUGGUAAUAUCUGUAUCCCAAAUUUCAAUAGUGAUGGUUUAUUUUCAACUUUGUGGAGAGGAUUAUCAUUGGUGGUGGAAGAGUUUCAUUGUUUCUGGCGGGUCAGCUGUAUACAUUUUAAUCUACUCCGUCUUUUAUUUCUUUACGAAACUGGAAAUCACAGAGUUUAUUCCAACUUUACUUUAUAUUGGUUAUACAGGACUUAUGGUAUUAUCAUUUUGGUUGCUAACUGGCACCAUAGGAUUUUUUGCAGCUUACACCUUUAUUAGAAAGAUUUAUGCUGCUGUAAAAAUUGAU
This is a messenger RNA of Iphiclides podalirius (scarce swallowtail), 1155 nucleotides long. NCBI's taxonomy places the organism in Eukaryota, Metazoa, Arthropoda, Insecta, Lepidoptera, Papilionidae. The record is from the annotation of a GenBank genome assembly.